This is a messenger RNA of Trypanosoma cruzi, 2541 nucleotides long. RefSeq lists its product as uncharacterized. Bases 1 to 2541 code for a protein of 846 amino acids. The transcript has a single exon. NCBI's taxonomy places the organism in Eukaryota, Euglenozoa, Kinetoplastea, Trypanosomatida, Trypanosomatidae. Gene Ontology annotation, molecular function: protein binding. The record is from RefSeq and is a predicted model, not a curated record.
AUGGCGCCGCUUGGAAAGAAAGAGCUCCUUCUCUGGGCGGCAGAGGCGAGCGGUAUUCGACCUUGCAACAAGUACGCUGACCUGCGUGAUGGGGUCGUGCUGUUGGCUCUGGCGAGUCGUCUUUUUCCCGCCACUGUUGAUCCCCGUCUUCUGCGGCGUGGGCCGAUUGACGUGGAGCGGAAUUGGGGCGCGUUGCGGCGCGUCAUGGAGCGAAAUGGAUUGCCGCUGCAUUUGUGUGACCGUCAGGCGGUAGCCGCCGGCCACGCACGUCACUGCUUCAACAUGUUGGUGCUGUUUUAUUUUCUUACGCGGCUUUCGCAGGACUCGGAGUUUUGUGUGGACUUUGCGAAUCCCAUCGACGCCGGAAUUGCGGAGUUCUUGCAGUCGCCACAGAGUCUUCUCUGCGUUGGGAAGUUGCCCGCAGCAUGCGAAGAAGGGACGCAAUUGGAGGAGGAGGAAAACGAAAAACGCUCGGGUGGGUCCGCUCCAGUCCCGCCACCGCCGUCAUCGUCAUCACCAUCAUCUUUUCCUCCCUUUGCCUCCGCCAAUUCUUCCUCCUAUCCGCUGCAUGCGGCGUUGACAACUUCUUCGGCUAAGACAAGCAGUGACGCGGAAGAACCCGUGAGGAGGGGCCGCAGCGGGGGUGGCGUGGCAAAAACGCAGAGCCUGCAGGUAUCGAACGCGCGGCUGCAGGAGGAGCUUGACCAUGUGCGGGCCACAUCACAGCUGAUGUUGGCGCAACAGCGUACGCUUUUGACGAGCGAGGUGGCCCGUAUGACGGAGCAGUUUGAGAUACGGAUGACGAUGCUGCGCCUGGAGCGGGAUCACGAGGUACGUCAGUGCCUGCUCGAUAUGAGGGAAAAGUACGACAUUUUUCUUAGCGAAAUAAAGGAGAAUGAGACGGCAGCGUCUGCCCCGUCUUCUUCUCCAUCUUUCAUGGCCCUUAGGGCUCUUGAGGGCAAAGUACAAACCUAUGAGCGUGAGCUGGCAGAGGCAAGAGACACGAUCCAGCAGCUCCACAAUGCCAUCAACCUGCAGCGUGCCCGUUACGAGGGAUUUGCAGAGAAGAUUUCCAGCGUAUGCGCCGCGGCGCCGCCCGGUGUGUCGGGUGAGGACGAUUUUCUGAAGACUAUGAAUGCGUUGCUGGGAACGCAGCCGCAGGGGGUGCGGGAUGCCGUGAUUCUGCGUCUGAAGACGUUGCUUUCGCAAGUGAGGGUGCCGCCCAGCGAGGAUCAGAGAAACGAGCCGAGGAAAAAGGAGGAGGAGGAGGAGGAGGAGGAGGAUGGAGAGCAAGAAUGUCACGGCACAAGCGGUGGGAUAUCGGGUGAAGGGCAGCGCUUCCGCAUGCAACUGGAGGGAUCCAAGAAGGCGAAACAGUUUCCACGGCAACAACACCAGGACUGGUAUGCUGUGCCUCUGACGGAUGGGUUGGAGGCUCCGUCGUGCAUGAUUGACGCGGAGACGUGUGACGCUAUUUGUGCGCGGGCCAACGCGGUAGCGGAGACCCAUACACCAGCCGCUUCCCCCGUACGACAGGAGCUGCAGCGUCUCGUUCUUGCCAUUCAGAUUCUUCAAGCACGCGUUCAGACCGCGGCGAAUGCCUUGAUGGCCUACAAGGAGAGACAGCAGGGCCUACGCGAGCAGUUGCUUUGCCUGCAGCAGAGUCGGGAGUUGGAGGCACGCGAACAAGAACGCACGUUUGGGGCGAGGCUGGAGGAACAGCGGCGGCGGUUGGAAGCGAACGAGGCGGCACUCACCACAAAAUUACGCCUUGUAGAGGAACGCUGUUCGCGGCGGGAGUCCGUGGCGAAUAUGCUGCACGAGAAGGUGCGCGAAAUGGUGGGCUCAUUGCUGAAGCAAACCCACGUCCACGAUAGUGGUGGCUUUGGUUCAGGUGACGAGAGUGGUUUGGCACUGACGGGCGUGCAGGCGGCACUGCGGCGUUUGCUGACGGACGUGGCAGACUCGCAGCGCACACGUGACUCGAUGGAGGCUGCCCUUGGCGAGCUGAGCAAAGAGGUGGCGAUACUGCGACACGACCUCGCGCGGCGGGAGCUGGAGGUGAAAUCCCUGCAGACGUCACUUGCGGCGGUGGAGGCGGCACGGCGGGAAGAAAGGAUGGAAUUGUCGAAGGCAACGGCGGAGGCUGAUGCAUUGCGGGACGCCAUGACGGUUGAAAUGGACGCAUGUCGUCUUUACAUCAAACGGGUUGGGGAAUUGAUGACUAUGAUGGGAGUUUCGCCGCCCUCGUUGCAUCAGGGCCCUCCAUUUUUGGCCGUUGCGACGACUAAUGAUAAUAAUGAUACACGUGCUAGGACGCCUGCGCCCCUUUCAGAGUUGAACAACGUCAAUGGUAUUGUCAAGGAUAUGUGUGGGGCAGAGCAGAUCAAAGAAACGGCAGCAGCUCCAACCGGAAGGGCUUUAGUGACAGCCGCAGCGGGGGCAGGGGCGAGCACGGCCUCAUCAUUGCUUUCCCCUGAGGAGUUGGAGCGGCGCAAGAUGGAAAUCCUGAGCAAAUACGGCUUCUCGAAUAGAAUAUAG